AUGGCGGACGCGGCCUCACCUCACCUCAAUGUAGAUAUCAAGACUCUUGACGGCACCAAGCUGCGCGGAUGGCUGUUUGCCGCCGCCUCGCGUGGCCCGGCCAUGAUCAUGACGCCAGGGUUCAACUUUCCCAAGGAGGCCAACCUGCCCGACAUCGCGAGGUGGUUCCAGGAACACGGCGUCACCACGCUUCUCUAUGAUCCGCGCGGCAUCGGCGCGAGCGAAGGAGAGCCCAGAAAUGAGAUCGACCCUCGGCAGCAGAUCGAAGACCUCCACGACGCCGUGACCUGGAUCAAGGAACACCCCCUGGUCGACGAGACCAAGAUUGCACUGUGGGGUUUGUGUUGGGGAGGAAACGUCACCCUUGCAGCGACGGCCUUCGAGUACGUGUGGACAGCCAUCCGGUCUUCGGACGAAAGAUCCGCCCAGAAGCUAACCCCAACUUCCCACUCCAGCAAGCGCGUGGCCGCCACCAUCGCGAUGGCGCCCAUGAUCAACACGGACGGCAGCGCGGAGCGGCGCAAGCCGCUCCUCGAGCUGGCCAUCCACGACCGGGCGAGCCGGCUGCAGACGGCCGAGGAGAGCCCCAUGUACCUGCCGUACAUCGACGAGGACGGCAAGAUGCCCAACGGGCAGGAGAUGGCGCCCGAGAUUGUGCCCGCGCUCGACCGGCUCGGCAUCGCGCUCGAGAACCGCAUCUCGGUCCAGACGUAUUACAAGGUGCUGGGCUGGAGCCUGUUGCAUGUUGUCAAGUACGUUGCUCCCACGCCGGCGAUGAUGGUCGCGCCCGAGCUGGAUGAGACCAGUCCCCUGGAUGAUCAGCUGCAUUGCUUCACCCAGAUGGGGUACCCCAAGGAGUUGGAUAUCUUGAAGGGGAGUGGCCAUUUGGAUUGGAUGUUCAAGGAUUUGGAGCAGAUUCUGCAGAGGCAGUUUGACUUUUUGAAGAAGCACAUGGCGUUCUGA
Molecule: messenger RNA, 963 nt
Organism: Chaetomium globosum CBS 148.51
Lineage: Eukaryota; Fungi; Ascomycota; Sordariomycetes; Sordariales; Chaetomiaceae
Exons: 3
Coding region: 1-963 (320 amino acids)
Source: RefSeq, a predicted model, not a curated record